Oryza sativa Japonica Group (Japanese rice) is the source of this 1125-nucleotide messenger RNA. RefSeq names its product acid phosphatase 1. The record is from RefSeq and is a predicted model, not a curated record. NCBI's taxonomy places the organism in Eukaryota, Viridiplantae, Streptophyta, Magnoliopsida, Poales, Poaceae.
CCUCGCUGAAGCUCACAGCCUCCUCGAUCUCUCCUCUACAGCAGCUCAUCACUGCUCAAGAGAAAGGAGACGGCAACAAUGGCGACGGCGAGGUUGCUCCUAGUGCUCACGGUGGUGGCGGCGGCGGGCAGCUGCUUCUGCAGCGCCCAGGAGGCGAAGCCGCCGCCGUACUGCGGCAGCGUGAGGACGGCCAUUGAGGCGCACAACAUCAUCGGCUGGAAGACGUUCACGGCGGAUUGCGCCAAAUACCUCGCCGACUACCUCACCGGCGAUCGAUACCCCCGCGACGCCGACGUGGUGAUCAACGAGGCCAUCGCCUACGCCGAGAGCCUCAAGCUCUCCGGCAGCGGCAAGGAGAUCUGGGUGUUCGACGUCGACGAAACCGCGCUCUCCACACUGCCCUACCAAGCCAACCAUGGCUACGGAGUUCAGCCAUAUGAUCAGGCAAGCUUCAUCCAGUACGUGUCCGAGGGAAGCGCACCGGCGCUGCAGGGGACGCUGCGGCUCUACCAACGGCUGCUCCAGCUCGGUGUUAAGCCAGUAUUCCUGACUGACCGCACCGAGGACCAAAGGACAGUCACCACCAACAACCUCCUCUCUCAGGGUUACUGCAGCUGGGAGAAACUGUUGUUCCAGCCGGUUGGGCUUCAGACCACAACACAGGCGUUCAAGACUGAUGAGCGGCAGAAGCUUGUGGACGCCGGCUAUGUCAUCGUCGGCAACAUCGGCGACCAGUGGACCGACAUCCUCGGCUCGCCGGAGGGCUGCCGUACGUUUAAGUACCCCAACCCCAUGUACUAUGUCGCCUAGCUCGGCUGCCGGCCUGCGCCAUAAUGCUAGCUUCGCUAGCUAGCCAUAUCUCGAUGAUCCAUAAUUCGCGUGUGUUUCAUAUAUUUACUUGAUUUCUUCUCAUGAACUGUUUGUAGUAGUUAACCUUUGAAGCAUAUGCUUGAUUUCCUUUCUUAGCUAUUGAUGAGAGGUGAGAUUUGAAUUUGUAAUAACCCUUGUUUGGCAUGGGUUGGCCAUAUAUUGAUCGAUGUAUCGUGUGUUGAGCAAGCUGCUUGGAUUUGUGACAAUAUAUAAUCAAUAAUGAGAGUAAUGGAUCAAAAAGUUCCUUUCAUUAAA